This is a messenger RNA of Vicia villosa (hairy vetch), 934 nucleotides long. RefSeq lists its product as uncharacterized. The record is from RefSeq and is a predicted model, not a curated record. The transcript has 5 exons. The coding region runs from base 229 to 597 and encodes 122 amino acids. Lineage: Eukaryota; Viridiplantae; Streptophyta; Magnoliopsida; Fabales; Fabaceae.
ACAUCUAUCCUACUUGUUUUUCACACUCGUUUUAACAUUUUCGCUAUUCUCGCUUUCUUCUCGAAACGAAACAUAUUCUUGGUGUAAUUCUUACCACCUCAGGGGCGGGGCUCCUCCGAUACUGAAGACGGCUGACCCGCAAACGCCAGCUUCAGAGUCGUGCCGUACUCUCUCUCUCUCACCCAUUCUUGUAUCUCAAAUUUUCAGGGUAACUUCUUAUCACUAUCCAUGAGGCUCUAUGAUGAAUUCAAAGAGAUAUUAAAGAUUCAGAAGCUUCGAAGAUCCGUAUCUUUUGCUGGCUUCUACGCCUUCACUACGCUUAUCAUCUAUGCUUAUGUUAACAAUACAACUAGGGCUGGGUAUUCUAGAGCUGAUCAAUACUAUGCAUCAUACCCAGCUGGUACCGAGCUUUUAACCGACACCACCAAGCUAUACAAAGCUGCUCUUGGAAACUGCUUUGAAUCUGAAGAGUGGGGCGCAUUUGAGUUUUGUGUCAUGGAAAAACACUUUGAGCGUCAAGGGAAGUCACCAUAUGCAUAUCAUGCUCAAUACAUGGCACACCUCCUUUCUCAUGGACAGCUUGAUGGAAGUGGGUAACCAAUAAACCAUAUGAAGUAUGACAAAGUCGAAAGUUUAGAACAUAAGAAAACAUGUAAACCCAAACGAGAAAACUUGAGGUUUGAGUUUGUCAGGUUUUGAAAUGCUUUAUAUUCUAUACCCUUGUUUUAUUUAUUUUUUAAUAAUGAACAAAGUAGAUAAAUAAUUUUAUUUCUCUUUUAGGAUAGCAUCCAACUUUUAGCAUAUUUUAGUUUCCAUCCCUUUGAUAUAUAAAUAUUCAAAUACCCCUGUAAGUGUUAAAUGCUUCAGAUUUUAUUGUUAAACAGGCUACAUGUAUGUGUAUUUAAUGAAAAUAAUUUCAGUUUCCAUUUUUGUA